UGCUGGAGGAUCUUAUUACAUGCACAAGGGCGCCGCGGUAGACCCACUCUGUUUACCAAGAGACCCUCAAUGGGGGUCCCAUAACAACUGGAAGGACAAUUUCAGAGGACUUCUUUACGGGGCGGAAUACAAGGGUGUUUAUAGUGACUCUGUGUCCCAUCUCGUGGAUCACGACGUGCCCUGUGCCGUCUGUGAAACUAUUGGUGAAAAGCCCGUUAUAGUUAUCCCAGCUCGAACAUCUUGUUACUCAGGAUGGAAAAAGGAGUAUAGUGGAUAUCUGAUGUCCGGUCAUCAUGGCUACCAGGCUGGUUCUGAAUAUUCUUGUGUGGAUCAAUAUCCCCAAACUGUGUUCGGAGGAAGCCCACGCAAGAACGGUUACCUUUUCUAUCUGGUAGAGGGAAGAUGUGGCAGUCUAAAAUGCCCUCCCUACAGGGACGGGUGGGAAAUUACCUGUGUCGUUUGUUCUAAGGCAUAGAUGACAUAGAACAAACAUUUACAACAUUAAAAUGAUAAAAUUUAA
Molecule: messenger RNA, 520 nt
Organism: Saccostrea cuccullata (small rock oyster)
Lineage: Eukaryota; Metazoa; Mollusca; Bivalvia; Ostreida; Ostreidae
Exons: 2
Coding region: 20-475 (151 amino acids)
Source: RefSeq, a predicted model, not a curated record